Molecule: messenger RNA, 1392 nt
Organism: Durio zibethinus
Lineage: Eukaryota; Viridiplantae; Streptophyta; Magnoliopsida; Malvales; Malvaceae
Product: transcription factor HHO3-like
Biological process (GO): regulation of DNA-templated transcription
Molecular function (GO): DNA binding; DNA-binding transcription factor activity
Source: RefSeq, a predicted model, not a curated record
AGGCUGUGAUAAAGAUGGAUUACGCUCAAAAUACGCGCAGAUGGCUUGAAUAUGUGGAGGCUUUAGAAGAAGAACGACGUAAAAUUCAAGUCUUUGAACGCGAACUUCCUUUGUGUUUGGAGCUUGUUACCCAAGCGAUCGAGGCAUGCAUGAAAGAGAUCUCGGGGGGUUCAACGACGACGGAUUACAUGCAAGGGCAAACGGAUUGUUCUGACCAUACAUCGAGUGAUGUACCUGUUUUGGAAGAAUUUCUUCCAAUCAAAAGAAGCUUUAAUUGCUCUGAGGAAGGUGAUGAACUAGAAUCCCAUAAAUCCAAAGACCACGAUAUCAACACCAAAGAAAAGAAUGUUGUUGCUGCUGCUGCUGAUAAAAAGAAAUCUGAUUGGCUUAGAUCUGUUCGAUUGUGGAAUAAUAAUCAAUCCCCUGAUCCAUCCUUGAAGGACGAUGCGGGUAAAAGUGGUAGUGUGGUGAAAGUGAAGAGAAAUGAGGGAUCAUUUCACCAGUUACAGAGAGAGAAAAUUGUCGAGAAGAGUGUUCAAUCAGUAGGAAAAGGCAAUGCCUCGGCUACAAGUACUUCUACAACAGAAAGUGGGAGUAGAGUGGAAGGAGCCAAUGAUGGAAACACUAAUAGUAGAAGGGAAGAAAGGGAUGGGCAGCCUCAGAAAAAGCAAAGGCGGUGUUGGUCCCCGGAGUUGCAUAGGCGCUUCUUGCAUGCUCUCCAGCAACUCGGUGGUUCACAUGUUGCCACGCCAAAGCAAAUUAGGGAGCUAAUGAAGGUUGAUGGACUUACUAAUGAUGAAGUUAAAAGCCAUUUACAGAAAUAUAGAUUACACACAAGAAGACCAAGCCAAACUGUCCACAACAAUGUCAACCCACAAGUACCCCAAUUUGUGGUGGUUGGAGGCAUAUGGGUACCUCCACCAGAAUAUGCCACAAUGACUGCAACAACAGCAUCGGGGAAAACAGCCAGCGUGACUCCAACCAGUAGAAUCUACAACCCAGUGGUUGCCCCAUUACCUACACUUCCUCAACCAUCAGGAACAACUGUGCGGGGAUCACAACGGCCACAAUCUGAAGAAAGGGGCAGCCGUAGUGGAGGGAGAGUUCAUUCAAAUUCACCAUCAACAUCUACCUCUACUCAUACCACUACAGAUUCUCCUGUGUUUUAGUUCUCACUGCAUGAGAAUGGUGUACCAUUUUUGUAAGAAAAACGCACUAGAAAGUUCUACAUGAUAUAGAUACAACACUCUCAGUUUUUAUUCCCUUAUAUAUAUGUAUAUGUAUAUUUUUUGCCCCAUUAACAUCCUUCUAUUGUUGUUGAGCGUAAACCUCGGAUAGUGAUAGAAAGUCAGCCUUGAAUAAAAGUAUCCUUGUAGUUCUCCCUCAUGCAUU